UUCUCCUCACACGCCUUUGCCAGCAGCGAACGCGACGCCGUCAUGGCAGACUUGGACGCAGUGGAGGCCAUGCUUGACGGCGACCUCAAGCAGAAGAAGACGGCGGAAACACCUGCACAGAAAACCGAGGAUGAGCGAGGUGAGCGUGCUGAAGAGCAUAACAACAGCGACCGCCGCCGCUCCCGCAGCCCUGAACGCCGUCACUCCCGCAGCAUUGAACGGCGACGUUCCCGUAGUCCUGAGCGCCGGCGUACCCGCAGCCCUGGUCGGCGACAUCGGCGGUCACGCAGCCCCCGACGCCGUCGCACUCCAUCACGGUCGCGGUCCCGCAGCCCAUCCCCUCAUCAUCGCCGCUACCGCCGCCGCUCCAGGACUCCACCUCGCUAUCGCCGUCGUCGCACACCACCAUAUUACCGCCGACGCCACCGGCGCUCCCGCUCUCCCGGACGCCGACACAGGUCCCCAGGCGCAUCCAACGUUGACCGGGAUGCGCGCACUGUCACGUGUCUACAGCUGCAUCGCACGUGCACGGCUGAAGACCUCGGCCAAUUCCUUGAGGAAAAGGCCGGCAAGCUUGUGUCGUGCCGCAUUGUUCGCGACCGCAACACGGGCCGCUCCAAGGGCAUCGCCUAUGCCGAGUUUGAGGACGAGUCCUCUGUCACCGUCGCGCUGUCCCUGACCGGACAGCGGCUCAAGGGCGCCCCGCUUGUUGUCAUGCCAACCAUGGCAGAGCGUAACAGGCAAGCUGCUGAAAAGGCGAAGCAGGAGCAGCUGGCCAGGACACGCGUCAUCGUCGAGAACUUGCCGGAAAAGAUUGAAGACGAGGAGGCCCUGGAGAAGCUGUUUGCUCGCUUCGGCAGAGUGAAGAAGGGUGUGCUGACAAAGGAUCAGUUUGGGCGGCCCCUUGGGUACGGUUACGUCGUGUUUGGCUUUGCAAAAGACGCUAAGGAGGCUGUCACGGGCAUGAACGGCCAGGCCAUUGACGACAAGGUGCUCAAGGUCACGCUCGCCGUGGACGCCUCCCCGCAGCUCGCGAGCCAGGUGAAUUUGGACACGCAGCCCAAGCCGAAUCUGCCUUUGCCACAACCAAACCGACCAAACUUCAGGCCAAAUAUGUCAAUGCCUCUUGGCCAGGCCCCUGCAGUGCCAGCUGUGGUGCCGCCGAUUUCGCGGCCACCGCUGCCGAUGAUGGCACCGCUCAUGCCUGCGCCGCCAAUGCGCCCGCCGGGCGUUCCAGGCCAGGUCCCUGCAAUCACGCCAAUGCCCAUGUCCCAGCCCACGCAGCCGCAGCCAUCCCUCCCUGGUGGCGUGUCGCAGAUGCCCACCAAUUUCCUCAAGCUGUCCAACAUGUUCGACCCGGCAGCUGAAACCGAUCCUGACUGGCAUGAGGACGUGCGGGACGAAGUGCUUGAGGCGUCAACCAAGUACGGCCCCGUCUUCCACAUCUUCGUGGACAAGACGGCGCCACAGGGCCAGGUGUUCCUCAAGUUCAAGGACAGCGUUGCUUCUGCGCAGGCGUACCAGGCCAUGAACGGCCGCCUCUUUGAUGGCCGCACUGUGAAGGCGGAAUACAUGAAAGAGACCUUCUACACAACUCGCUUCCUGGACGCCGCAGAUGCCAACACACCUCUCACCGUCACACCAGCAGACGACGAUGCGGCAGAGUAAUCCCGUGAAUGUGCGUGUAUGUGUGUGUGCGUGCGUGUGUGUGUGUGUGUGUGUGUGUGU
Messenger RNA from Salpingoeca rosetta, 1728 nucleotides. RefSeq lists its product as uncharacterized. The record is from RefSeq and is a predicted model, not a curated record. Gene Ontology annotation, biological process: mRNA processing. The transcript has 10 exons. The coding region runs from base 43 to 1668 and encodes 541 amino acids. Gene Ontology annotation, molecular function: RNA binding. Gene Ontology annotation, cellular component: nucleus. Lineage: Eukaryota; Choanoflagellata; Craspedida; Salpingoecidae.